Messenger RNA from Cucurbita moschata (crookneck pumpkin), 1682 nucleotides. Its product is annotated as diaminopimelate decarboxylase 2, chloroplastic-like. Gene Ontology annotation, cellular component: chloroplast. The record is from RefSeq and is a predicted model, not a curated record. Gene Ontology annotation, molecular function: diaminopimelate decarboxylase activity. The transcript has 8 exons. NCBI's taxonomy places the organism in Eukaryota, Viridiplantae, Streptophyta, Magnoliopsida, Cucurbitales, Cucurbitaceae. The coding region runs from base 68 to 1513 and encodes 481 amino acids.
AUCCUCAUAAACCUAACAUUGAGUGUUUACAGACACUCUCAACUGCGAAUUUGAGAGAGUUUUAGCUAUGGCGGCGCCAAAUCUCUACUCUCCUUCACCCUCACUACCCAGAACCCUGAAACACUCCCUUAACUCAAUCCCCACUGCCCGUGUUCCGAUUCGACUUCACAAAUCUUUCAAAAAUCUCUCCCUGAAAGCUGUUCUUUCACAAAACCCUUCUAAAACUCAGCCUGAAACAGCCCAAUUUCAGCAUUGUUUCUCCAAAUCCUCUGAUGGGUUUCUUUACUGCGAGGGGAUUAAGGUUCAGGAAGUCAUGGAAUCGGUUGAUAAACGCCCUUUUUACCUCUACAGCAAGCCCCAGAUAACUAGAAAUGUUGAGGCUUACAAAGAGGCUUUGGAAGGGCUGAAUUCGAUCAUUGGUUAUGCGAUUAAGGCCAAUAAUAAUUUGAAAGUUUUGGAGCAUUUGAGGAAGUUGGGUUGUGGGGCUGUGCUUGUUAGUGGAAAUGAGCUUCGGUUGGCUCUUCAUGCCGGUUUUGAUCCCACCAGAUGUAUUUUUAAUGGGAACGGUAAGCUUUUGGAGGAUUUGGUUCUAGCUGCGGAACAAGGUGUUUUUGUGAAUGUGGAUAGUGAGUUUGACUUGGAAAAUAUUGUGGCUGCUGCAAGAAUUUCUGGAAAGAAAGUUAAUGUUUUACUUCGUAUUAAUCCGGAUGUGGACCCUCAGGUACAUCCUUACGUUGCCACUGGUAACAAAAACUCGAAAUUCGGUAUUAGAAAUGAAAAGUUGCAAUGGUUUCUUGAUGCUGUCAAGGCACAUCCCGACGAGCUUAAGCUUGUCGGGGCCCAUUGCCAUCUUGGCUCAACCAUCACCAAGGUGGACAUAUUCAGAGAUGCUGCAGAACUAAUGGUCAACUACAUUGACCAGAUCAGAGAUCAAGGUUUUGAAGUCAACUACCUAAACAUUGGAGGUGGACUUGGGAUAGAUUAUUAUCAUGCUGGUGCCGUUCUUCCUACUCCGAGAGAUCUAAUUAAUACGGUUCGGGAGCUGGUCCUUUCACGAGAUCUUAAUCUAAUCAUUGAACCCGGGAGAUCACUUAUCGCCAAUACUUGCUGUUUGGUUAAUCGAGUUAUGGGGGUAAAAACUAACGGGACGAAAAACUUCAUUGUCAUCGAUGGAAGCAUGGCUGAACUUAUCCGUCCUAGUCUUUAUGAUGCAUAUCAACACAUAGAGUUGGUUGCCCCAGCAUCGCCUGGUGCCGAGAUCUCAACUUUCGAUGUGGUUGGUCCUGUCUGUGAGUCUGCAGAUUUCUUAGGGAAGCAAAGGGAACUCCCAACUCCAACCAAGGGGGCUGGCUUGGUUGUCCAUGAUGCUGGUGCGUACUGCAUGAGUAUGGCAUCGACUUACAAUCUCAAGAUGCGCCCUCCCGAGUACUGGGUUGAAGAAGAUGGAUCAGUGUCCAAAAUCAGGCAUGGUGAGUCGUUCGACGACCACCUCCGGUUCUUCGAAAAUCUUUGAUCGGAGAUCCAAGUCCUUUCCCAUUGUCGGAUAUAUCGCGUUUAUGACAUGUAUGUUUGCUUUUUCCAAUUGAUCAAACAUGCUGUUAGCCAAUGUUGACUUUUAGAAAGACAGUUCUUGAACUUGUGUAACCUUAAAAAGCAAAUAAAACAUGUUCUUGUUUCUUAUC